AUGACCGUCUCCCAAGCCAAUGGCCCCGUCAAUGUACCACUUGGGAAGUUCCCAGCGACUGCACCGUCCAAUCUACUGCCCUCAGACGCAGAUGCACUGGCCCAGGGCGUAGUAAAUAGAGUCAAUGACGCCCUGGCAAAGCGAGACUUCAAGGCCGUCGCGGCACUGUUCUUUACAGACGGCUACUGGAGAGACCACCUGUGCCUCUCUUGGGAUCUUCACACAGCAAAAGGGCGAGACAGCAUUGCCAGCUUCCUCGACGCCAAUUGCAGCCGCUCGUUGCAGCUGGACAUUGAUCGAUCCUCAGACUUUCGACGCCCGGUUGCUUGUGCUCUCGAUGGACUGGGAAACUCCCACGGCAUCCAAUUCUUCACGACGAUCGACCUGGAAUGCGGCAGGGGCCGUGGGGUCGUGCGACUUGCCCAGGAGGACGGGGAGUGGAAGAUCCUCACAUUCUUCGCCUCGUUGCUGGAGCUCAAGGGGCACGAGGAGCCACUCAAUGGGCGUCGCAGCAAGGGGGUUGAGCACGGCGGUCGUCCUGACCGAAAGAACUGGCAGGAGAGACGCGAGACUGACGCUGAAUUCGGCGAAACGGAGCCUGCUGUGCUGGUUAUUGGCGCCGGCCAAGGAGGCUUGACGGCCGCUGCCAGGCUGAAGAUGCUCGAUGUCGACACUCUUGUCAUUGACCAGAAUGACCGGAUUGGCGAUAACUGGCGCCAGCGAUACCACCAGCUUGUCCUGCACGAUCCGGUGUGGUAUGACCAUAUGCCCUACAUCAACUUCCCGCCGCACUGGCCGGUCUUCACCCCCAAGGACAAGCUCGCCGAGUUCUUUGAAGCGUACGCCAAGCUGCUGGAGCUGAAUGUCUGGACUCGCACGACACUCAAGUCGCCAAGCUGGAAUGGGAAGCAGUGGACUGUCGUUCUGGAGCGUCGGAAUCCGGACAACACUGUGUCGACGAGGACUGUACAUCCCCGGCAUAUCGUCCAGGCUACGGGACAUUCAGGCGAGAAGUACAUUCCACCCCUGGCCGGUCUUGACAGCUUCAAGGGCGAUCGCAUCUGUCACAGUUCCGAUUUUAAAGGUGCCUUGCAUGCAAAUAAAGGGAAGAAAGCUGUCGUGAUCGGGUCGUGCAACUCCGGCCACGAUAUUGCCCAGGAUUUCUACGAGAAGGGCUAUGAUGUUACGAUGGUCCAGCGCAGCACGACGUGUGUGAUUUCGUCCGAAGCGAUCACUGAUAUUGGCCUCAAGGGCCUCUAUGACGAGGAUGGUCCUCCCACUGAGGAUGCAGACUUGUGGUUCUGGGGCAUGCCAGCGGAGCUGCUCAAGACACAGCAGAUAGGUGUCACUGCGGUCGAAAAUGACCAUGAUCGAGAAAAGAUUACAGGGCUCGAGAAAGCAGGGUUCAAAGUAGACAACGGACCUAACGGGGCAGGGCUGUUGCUCAAGUACUUCCAGCGCGGAGGAGGAUACUACAUCGACGUUGGAGCCAGCCAGCUGAUCAUCGACGGGCAUAUCAAGAUCAAGCAGGGAGUAGAAAUCAGUCAAGUCCUCGCUCAUGGCCUGAAAUUCGCCGAUGGUACUGAGCUCCAGGCCGACGAGGUUAUUCUUGCAACGGGGUACCAGAACAUGCGCACGCAGACACGACGUCUCUUUGGCGACGAGACGGCCGACUCGGUUGGCGAUGUCUGGGGGUUCGACGAGAACAGCGAGAUGAGAGGCAUCUGGCGGCCAUCAGGACACCGGGGACUGUGGUUUAUGGGAGGGAAUCUGGCAGUGUCGCGGUAUUACUCGCGGAUUCUGGGCCUGCAGAUAAAGGCGGCCGAGCUUGGUUAUAGAUAG
Messenger RNA from Aspergillus puulaauensis, 1842 nucleotides. RefSeq lists its product as uncharacterized. Lineage: Eukaryota; Fungi; Ascomycota; Eurotiomycetes; Eurotiales; Aspergillaceae. The record is from RefSeq and is a predicted model, not a curated record. The coding region runs from base 1 to 1842 and encodes 613 amino acids. The transcript is spliced from 2 exons. Gene Ontology annotation, molecular function: monooxygenase activity; flavin adenine dinucleotide binding.